AAGUGGUAAACUACGAAGCCUUUCACUGCUGGAGAAGAUCGAAAGCUAACUCAACCCCGGUACCAGAGCCAACUCUGCCCCAGUCUCAAUCUGGGUGUGGAAGAGCUACCAUCUCCUCGCACACUGCGACUACGACUGCAUUCGGCAUACGGCAUUCCCAGAAAGAGGGAGAAAGUGAGAAUCCUCGUCGGCAUUUCCUUGCUUACUUGUUGUAAUGCUGUGGUUUUCUCCGUCUAGUUUUGUGACUGGGUGGAAAGCAAAUUAUUUUAAAAGCCUGUUUUGAGAGUUAUUUUGGCUUCUGAUCCCGUUUCGAGUUAAAGUUUACUAAUCGGAAACCAAAAGUUGGAUGGGAAUGAGUAUCUCGUCAUUAGUGCGAUUUCAGUGUCUCUUGGAAAUCUUGCGUCUCAACUGAACUAAUAAUUCUGCCCGGAUAUUGGGAGAACGUGGGGCGAAGCAUUAUUUAUUUACGACGAGUGGACAGAGAAAUCGUAGUGACAUUCUUCUUCUUCUAGAGAGGAUAUUUUCCACCACCACCAACCAACAAAUCCGAUCCGAGGUAACAAAUCGUCCCUCCUGUCACCCAAGAACGAAGCCCUUUCCCCUCUCAUACCUCCGUCGUCGUGUGUACGCACUACUAAAUUUCAAAUUACUUUAAGACUCAAGUAACGGAGACACCCUUAAAUUAAAUAAGAGACAAAAUCUCACAUUUCCAACACUGUGGAAGAAGAAGAGUAAAUCAAGCUAAUGAAAUAUGAGAGUGCAGGCAGGGUAGAAGGAGCAGCAGGAAAAGUAGAGAAAACUACACAAGUGGCAGAAAUAUCCUCUUGCCCUCGACAAUUAUCGUUACAUAUUACUCAUUUUUCCUACUUCUGCCACCUAUUAUUAGUGCCAUUAUUAGUGCUUCAUAACCAUUCUAAAAAAGGACAGGACUGAACAGGAGAAAGAGAGACAUACAAAACUAUUCCAUCGUGUCUCAUCAUUUGUUCGUGCUAAUGACCACCACCUCCAGAACUGGACGUACGUAGCAGUAGUAGUUCGUAACGUAACUAGUAACUGAACAAAUUAAGCGUGAAAUCGAUAUUUGGUGUUUGGCUUCUUUUACAAUCCUAAAAAUAACAAAACAAAACAAGUUGUGAGUGAGAAAAAUUGUGAGACAGCAAAAACUAAUCAAAAACUGAGGGAUUAAUUCAACAGUUUGUUUACCAAGCGGAAUAAGGACGACUUGGCUGCUGCCGUGGUGAACAGGAUACGACGAUAUCCCUUCCCUCUUGGACUUGUGGAGACUUCUUCAUUGGCGUGAGUGGGAGAACUUCGUCUUCUUCUUCUUGGCCCAGGACGACCAUACCAUUCCACGAAGGGAGGAGGAGGAAAUAUACUCGUAUAAGCAGCUCCUCUUCACUCUCCAUCACGGGAGUUGUUCGUCUUCUGAUCCUUCUCCACUCAUCCCGCGAGUCCCAUUCGGAAUUGGCAGCAGUUGCAUUGACCUCAUCUCCCAAGUCUUGAGAGAGAAAGAGAGUGAAGUGUAAACAGGAGAGAAAAGAUCGAGUGUUGGAGAAAGCGACCGAUACGACGACCCACCUCCCAACAACCCAAACACCAUUCCGUCUUCUUUGUCUCCUCCCAAAUCCAGCACGACGGAUUCGCCUGCUCUCACCACAUACGACCAACUAUUAUUAUUAUGCGGAUAAAUAGUGUGAACACAGAUGAGGAGCAGAAAGCAGGGUGGCAACAUCAGCAGAAGAUAGGAUCAUCCCAAAGUCAAAAUCUUACUGUCGUUAUCACCCCAAGGAAAGGAAAGGGUUGUCCAUUCCUCGGCUUCUUUUGAAGUGGUCAUCACCUCACAGCCAUAAAUAAUAAGUGAAAUUGCAGCAGGAGAUCAACUCCGUGUGGGGAACGCGAGAUAAAACGAUGUAUCGCUUCCAAGGAACGAACAAUCGAUCUAAUGGGAUCUACUGUGAGCCGGAAGCUCACUUUUCACCCCCUCAUGGGAACAAGAAAAGUAGCAGCAAAAUGAGGCAUCAUCACCGAGUCAGAAGUAAUAACCGGUCUGCACAUUUGCCUCACAGAAAUGACUCCGACCCCGACUCUUCGUCUGACGUUUCGGACGGAACUUAUCAAGAGUCAUCGGAUGUUCAUGGACAUGGACACCCACACUCCGGGAUGACCAUGACCAAUCGAGAUCGACUGAACAUGGUGGCCCAAAAUGGAGGAGCGGACUCCCCACCCGAACCUGCCCCCAGUGACAUGCGGAUGAAUGGAGGGCUGAGGUCGCUCAAGCCGUAUGGCGGCGAACUCGACCCGGACUCUGAACUCUCGGGAUAUCACCACGUGCAAACCGGUGCUGGCCUAUAUCUUCCUCAAGAAUACUUGAUGUCCUCGCCAUAUCAGCCCAAGUCCCCCAUGCCGAUCGGAACCAGUCUCGCCACCGCCAAGAAACUCUUCCAAGGUGGCGGCGGUGGCGAUAACCUUCACAAUGAGACGGCCGACUCCAACAGCACCUUGUCCACCCUCCCAAGUCAAGCCAGGUUAAUCGGAGGGCUAGGAGGGCCACCAACGUCUAAUCCGGUGUUAACUGGGAUUCCUCAAGCACCUGUGAUUCUUCCCGUGUUCCCAACCUCUCAACCCCAUGGUGGACAAGCUAUCCUUGCAGGGAAUGGGACGACAACAAAUUCUCGGUCUCUUCAGCGAAAUCAAUACUCUCCGUCAAGAUUUACUAUUCAGAAAGACUGUCAUGUGUCAGAUCGUUGUUCCUGGAAAUGUAUUAGUAUCGCCCUAAUCAUACUCUGCGUUGCUUUAAUUUCCAUCCUGAUAUACACUGCAGCUAUCAUGGGGAAUUGCUCGAGGUAUUCGGGAUCCGGCUGCAUACUCGUUGAAGAUGCCAAAGUUUUGGCCAGAGGUGAAAAAAGUUACCCUGUGAUUGAUCUAACUUCUAUGUCACCCAAAAGUAGUGAAGAUAUGGCAUCUCCGACAACCGUACUACCACCAGAGUUGACAUCCCGCGACUUUGGAAGUCUGAAUGAUGGCUUAAGCCCCCUAGAACUGCUGUGGGGACAACCAUUAUUUCGCCGAGUGGAGCCUUAUUCGUUCUGGACGUUAGAAGUGAACAUGAGGGAUAGUGCUUAUGUCAAUCUCAACCUUAGUUUCUCCUGGGGCUCCAACUGGGCUCUUAUAUUUCGGAAAAAUGCCCUGCCGUCCAUAACGCAACACGAUUUGAUAAAAAUAGUUAAAAAUGGAAGGAUGGAACAUCGGAAUAAGAGACGCCACGUUCGCUGGGUCCUGCAAGAGCAGGACGGAGGAGAACUGAAGAACAAUUUUAACAAAAGUAGUCAAAGUACAAAUGAUACAGCAGCAACUUACCCCCACAAACUACAGUCACCUCCUCUUGUCAUCUGGCCAAAGGAACCUCAACAGCAAGGCGGCUCAACCAGAGGAAAACGAGAAGCUUACUCUGACCAAAGCAUUGUCGUGUUCUCGGAAUAUCUAGAAAGUGGAAAGUGGUUCCUCCGAAUAUUCAAUGAUGAUCAGAUUGACCGCCGGGUAGGAGUGAUGGCACAGGUCGACUCAUCCGUUGAAGUGAGAUGUCCACAACAGUGCAGUGGAAAUGGAAAUUGUGUACAUGGGAAAUGCCAUUGCAUCGAAGGUCACACUGGAACUGACUGCUCAAACAGCAUCUGUCCAGUGUUGUGCAGCAAUCAUGGGAGAUACAGUGGAGGGAUCUGCCACUGCGAAUUAGGCUGGAAGGGGUCUGAAUGUGAUGUGCCAGAGAACGAGUGUGAGAUUGGGAACUGUAAUGGAAAUGGGGUUUGCGUCGCUGGAAAGUGUGUAUGCUCGGACGGAUGGACUGGGCAGUUUUGUGAUUCACGUAACUGUGCAGACCCGACUUGUUCAACCCAUGGAAUUUGUAUCAAUGGAAGAUGUUCAUGCAAUGAAGGCUGGGUAGGAAUGUUUUGCAAUGUCCCGGAUAGUCUUCUGGCCAAAUGCAUACCUGACUGCUCUUCAAGAGGGGAUUUCGACGCUGCGAGUGGUAGGUGCAUCUGCCGAAAGCCAUUCGCCGGUCCAGCUUGCAUGGAAGUCUCAUGCGAAGAUUGCGGACGGAACGGUGUUUGCAAUGAGAGUGGCCAGUGUGAAUGCAAAGCUGGCUUUUCAGGAGACCAAUGCGACGUGCUGGCCUGUGACCUCAGAUGUCAGGAACAUGGACAAUGUAAAAAUGGGACGUGUAUCUGUGGCCUGGGAUGGAAUGGGAGGCACUGCACCUUACCCGGGUGUCCAAAUUCUUGCAGUCAUCAUGGUUCAUGCAUUAUGCAAGACAAUCGGUAUCUCUGCAAAUGCUCCAACUCCUGGGCUGGGGAGGACUGUUCCAUCCGCCUGGAAACCAAUUGCUCCGAUGAUAUAGAUAAUGAUGACGAUGGGAUGUCGGACUGUUCUGACAGUGAGUGUUGCGAUGACCAGAAAUGCAAAGACCACCUCAUGUGCAUGACGGCGAGUGAUCCGGUGGAGGUCCUGUUACGAAAACAGCCUCCCUCCGUCACCUCCUCCUUCUUCCAACGAGUAAAAUUUCUCAUUGAGGAAAACAGCGUUCAGAGCUACGCUAAUAAAGAUGAGUACUCGGAAAGCUUAUUUUGGAGCUCUUUCGAUCCGCGACGUGUGUCCGUCAUCCGUGGUCAAGUUCUUUCUCCCGACGGGUUGGGAAUCAUUGGGAUUCGUGUGAGCGUUUCAGACAAAAAGUCGCGCUUUGGCUUCACCCUGACGCGGAAAGGAGGAUGGUUCGACAUGCUUGUAAAUGGAGGUGGUUCAGUCACCCUGCAAUUUCAACGGAUUCCGUUCGAGGCUACGACAAGGACUGUUUUUGUGCCAUGGAACGAAAUCGUCGUCCUGGACCCAGCUGUUAUAAUGUCGGUGGGAGGAUCGCACAAACGGGUGUCAGCCGAGGAUGGGAAAGAGACCAAUCAAGAACCCUGCCUUCAACAUGAUAUUGACCUUCUUCGACCCGUGGUUAUGUCCUCUUGGUUGCCAGGCAUGAUUGGGGCUAAUCCCGAGCAGAGCGUUGUCUUUGGAGAAAGUCAGAUUUUACAACAGAGCAUCGUGAUCCCUGGAUCCGAGGUUCAUUUGGUUUAUCAAAGCAGUAUGUCUCCUGGCUACUUGGCCACUAUCAUGAUGCAACUUACUGGACCAACAAUACCGCCGGGUUUACUCUUGGUCCACUUGAAGAUAACCAUUGAAGGGGAACUCCAUUUCCAAACUUUUGAAGCGGAUCCGAAUAUAACUUACUCGUUCGGAUGGAAAAAGAGGAACGUGUACCAACAGAAAGUGUACGGACUUGCUGUGGCGAGAGUGGCAAUCGGCUAUCAAUACGCACAAUGCUCCAAAUCCGUGUGGACCGUGAGGACGGUGACUCUCAAAGGAUUCGAUGUGGACAUUGCGGACGUUGGAGCGUGGAAUUUGGAUAUUCAUCACCAUUAUAAUUUCCACGAGGGUAUUCUUCAGAAAGGAGAUGGAACUGAAGUGCACUUGAAGGAGAUGCCAAAAAUUGUGUCAACCAUCAUGGGUCACAAAGGUCAACAAAGAUCUCUGCUUUGUGAACCAUGUGAAAAUCUCCUGCUUUCACCCAUCGACUUGGCCACUGGUCCUGAUGGCAGUAUUUAUGUUGGGGACUUUAACCUCAUACGAAGAAUCACUCCGGAGAAUAAAGUUUACACAGUUCUACAACUGAGUGCCACGAAGGUAUCUCAUCAGUAUUUCAUGACAAUAUCGCCUGCGGAUGGGCACCUCUAUGUCUCUGACUCAGAGAAAUACCAGGUUUUGAAAGUAAAUUCCAUGGAGGAAAUUGAAGAUCCUCGAGUAAACUGGGUGGCUGUGGUGGGUGCAGGUCUCAAGUGUCUACCUGGUGACUCGGAAAAUUGCGGAGAUGGAUUCAAGGCAAAACUGGCAAAGUUAAUUCAUCCGAAAGGGAUAGCGAUCAGUACGGAUGGAUCCAUAUACAUUGCUGAUGGACCUAGCAUUCGAUUCGUGGACGUGCAUGGAGUGAUCCAUACUCUAGUCGGGAGCCACGGGCACAGGCUGAGUCGACCAAGUGUGGCAACCACGGAUUUUGAGUCUUGUCGUCUGCAACGUCAAGACGUGAAAAAAGUUCAGCUCCAGUGGCCCACUAAUUUGGCAUUAAAUCUCGUAGAAAAUAGACUGAUGUUCAUUGAUGAAGGAAUACUGUUCCAAAUCACAGACGAUAAUCAAGUUGAGCGAGCUUUGAGGUGCGAUGCCUCACAGAAAGUGACUCGACCACUCAUUGACUUGGCAUUCAGCCCAAAGGGUCAGCUUUAUUUCGUUUCCGAAGAUUCGAAUCUCUUUACUGUGAAACGUGAUGGAGAGCCAUUGCUGUUGAUAACAGACAAAGUCGCACCCUAUGGACCCAACUCCACCACCGCCUCUUUUCCUUCCUCGGCCUCAUCCUCUGCUGAUGAAAGACAACAGAAUAAUUUAAAUGCUGGAUUUGUGUCCUCACUCAGCAUUGGUGCGGAUGGGACGAUCUACGUUGCUGACCAAGUCAACUUGGAAAUUAAGCAAGUCUCGAGUUUUAUUCCACUCCCGAAUGCCAUUGGAGACUGGAUUGUUGUGUUCCCAGCAACGGGAGAGAUCUACUAUUUUAAUCGUUAUGGCCAGCACACUUUUACAAAGGAUAUUAAAUCAGGGAAAAUUCUCUACUCUUUCCUCUACACAAAGAAUACGAGUUACGGCAAACUUUCAAAAAUAACGGAUGCUGCUGAGAAUAAGAUCCUAUUCCUCCGAGACUAUUCAUCCGUGGUAUCGACGAUAGAAAAUACUCAGGGAAAGAAAUGCAAUCUCAAGAUUAAUCAUUUGGGACGCCUAGUUCACUUUCAAGAAAUGGAAAACUCUGAGAUUCGAUUAGAGUACUCUGACGAAGGCCUACUCACUGCAAAAACCACCACCACCGGAUUAAGCUCGCUUUAUGGCUACGACGGCUACGGUAGGAUUCGAACCCUAAUUAGCGAAACUGGCGUGAUUACCAACUUUGAGUACGAACUAGUCGGAGAGGGUAUACAAGUCCGAGUGUCUGACUCUGUCUCAAAACCCUCCGACUUCCUCAAGUACACCAUUUUACGCAACGACGAAACAUAUCAAGUGAUAAUCAGCAAAGUUAGCACUGGCGACGUGACGCUCAAGAAGAAAGUAAUUCAAACAGACAUUAAAAAUAUCAGCUUUUCAUUAAAAACCGAGGACGGAGCUGAGAUGUCCGGCUUGUCAUGGGGCAUUUACCCUCUGCUCAAGGAAGCCAACCCACCAAUGUUGCUGGAAGGAAAUCUAAUGCGAGGCCCGUCUCUCCAAUACAUUACAGACGGAGAAAGCAGUUGGGGCAAUAAAUUUGAAUGGAAAUUUGGGCUACUGGGAGAUGGAACAAGAUCAGCAGAAAGGAUUUUGGAUCGUCAGAUGUUUGUUAAUGAUAGCCGCAUUCUUUCAUUAGAGUUUGACCAGUCAUUGUCUCGUGAAGUUAUUUACAACCGGGAUCGGGAACCCGUAUUUUUUAUCCAGUACGACAAAACAGGACUUCCCCUAUACUUUGUCCCCUUUCCAAACAAUGACCUCCGAUCUUCAAUGAACAUCACUUACGAUCGAUUUAAUAGAAUCGAAAGCUGGAAGUGGGGUCAUGGACGUGGUGUUCAAGUAACUUACGGAAGAAAUGGAUUCGCUACAGAGAUGAAAAACUCGCAGGGCACACGCAUCCGAACUAUUGAAUACAACGAGUAUGGUCAACCCUCAAAAAUUUCCCUGCAAUCUGGACGAGCAUACGGGUUCAAGUACGACAUGUUUGGAGGACUCAAGAGUGUAGAAACUCCAAAGAACACGGUUCAUUUUUUCACACUGCAACAUUCCAUUGGUUUCACAAAGCUAGUCUACCAACCCCCAGGUUACGGGUCCAUCAAGAAUUCUUUUGUCAAAUACUUCAAUUCCUACGGACUUUUGGAAAGUGUUUGGCUUCCUUCUGAAAGUGGCCGGAUUUUGUACGAGUACGACUUUUUGAAACGGCCAACACAGAUGCUCUACAGUGAGGGCAAAGUCAGCAGAAAGUACAAGGCAAAAGGUGUGACCAUCACUGUGACUGAAAACAGAUUUGAAGCAACCUCUCACAUAUGGACCAACGGAAUCCACAAAAUAGUUCAGGACAAGAAGGAGUAUGGGUCAAAAUUGGGACUCUCUGCCUCAAAAAUGAUGUAUGAGUAUGACUCCAACUUUAGACCAAUUCUUAUAAAGGGAAGAAUCGGAGGAAAUCUACUGGCUGACUUUCCCUUGAGCUAUAACUUACGAACUGGGGCUAGAGAGCUUAUGGGCAACUUCCGCGUCUCGCAAUUGAGCAACAAUCAAACCACGACUUUCGAUGGAAUUGCUGUCUUUUCCAGGGUUGGAGAUGAGUACGGCCAACCUCUCCAGUACUCUUUGUCCAUCCAGGAUACGGAAGUGUUCCGAAUGGAGUAUGCCUAUUAUGAAACGACACAUAAAAUCCGCCAUCUUAAGAUGACCACCAAGAAUGCGGGUCUGCUGCCAAUGCGAAACUUUACGUAUGAUGGGGACGGCCAACUAAUUGGCGUAGAAUCUACCGAGCCUUGGAAGUUUGAAUACGAUGCCAAUGGGAACUUGCAAAGUUUAGCUUACCGAGGGAAUACCAUCUCGCUGAAGCAUAAUGAGCAAGAUCGGAUCGUUCGAUUUGGUGAGAAACAGUACAAAUACGACAUGGCUGGCAGAGUUUUGCAAAAUGCGAGAGAGGAGUUUUUCACCUACAACUCCCUUGGCCAUUUGAAACGAAUUUGGAAGAAUGGGCGGUUUGACGUGGAAUACUUCUACGAUCAUGAAAAUCGUCUCGUCGCUCGUAAAGACAACCACGGGAACACGACUCAAUUCCUGUACGGUGAUGUGACUUUCCCCAAACUGGUCACUCACAUUUAUAGUCCUCGAGAGAACAGGCUGGUUCAUUUGGUGUAUGAUGAAGUUCAGAGACUGAUUUACUUCCAAGUCAAUCGCAACCAAAAGUACUAUGUAUGCAGUGACCACUGCGGCACCCCUCUCCUUAUUUUUAAUCAAUAUGGCCAAACUGUGAGGGAACUAAGCAGAAGCCCCUAUGGACACAUUAUCUACGACUCGGACUCUUACUUUUAUCUUCCCAUCGACUUUUGUGGAGGAAUAUACGAUCAGGUGACUUCAUUAGUUCACACGAAGGAAGGCCGAGUCUACGACCCAUUGAUUGGACAGUUCUUGACUCCAGACUGGGAGAAAACGCUGGAGAAAGUCAAGACUCCAGAGAAAUUACAUCUUUACCGUAUGAGUGGAAAUGAUCCCAUCAAUCUCCACGAAUCUACCCCAGCUUUUGAUCAUCAUAGUUGGCUGCAGCAUUUGGGCUACAACUUGGAAUCAUUAGCUCCACAAAUGUUCAAGAAUCUUGGAGUGAUAAAUCAGAGGCGGGACUCUCCGGUGGUCGUCUCCGGACUGGAAAGCAGAGUGCUGGAGAAGACAUUCGACAUCCCACAUCUCGGAUAUCCCGGCAGUGUCGUUACAAAGUCUACACUAGUUCCCGAUCCUGCCGGUGUAAUAUCUCAAAUUGACCCUCCAUUGGGGAAAAGUAUGCUAUUAAGUAGAACAGCAGAUGGAAAAGCGAUGAUUUCUUGUCCAUUCUGCGCCUCCAAUAGAAUAUAUCGAGAUGUUUUCACACUCAUUUUGAAUGGGAGUGAAUUUCUCAAGUAUGUGUCUCACUCUCCGUCCCAAGACACUUUCCAUUUUGCCAAAAAGGAGCUCUGGAAAGCAUCAGAUGACUUGGCUGAGCUCAAAAGAAUCGGUGGCCAAGUUAAUGUAACUGUGCACGACCAGUCCACAGAAAGUCAAAUGAUUCAUGUAAAAAUUGCCAUGUCAGGAGCAGUUAUUUCAGUCAAAUACGGGUUAACUGGCCCCAGAGAAGAAAGUCGACUCAUUCAUCAUGCCAAAGGAGUUGCAGGGAGGAAAGCCUGGAUGAACGUGAAGGAACUCAUUGCUGCUGGAUUUCCCGUCCCCGAGUUUACCAUUGCAGAGAAGGAAGACAUCCUGACCAACGGACACCUCCCCACCCAUCAUCACGAGUUUGUCCAUGAUCCCGACGAAAUCCCCUUCUUCGCAGAUGACCCCCUCAACGUUCGCAUCAUCAAAAAGUCAAAGUCCCAGCGAAGUCGGAACAACAGCAGCACAAGUCGGUAGAAUAAUAAUCAUCUAUUAUUAUUGCUCCUACCCCCUUCUCAGUGUCUUCCGCUCCCUCCAUUAAGAAGAAAGAAACUCUGGCGAAAUCCAUACCACUAACUUUGAUCGUGUUGCUCCUGUGUCAAAAUCUAAUGUAGCGAUGUGAUCAAACUCACAGCCGGUUAUUGUACCUUAUUGCAUUAGGAUAACACAAAGAAAAUUAAUAAUUGUAUCGGUAGCAGGUCUCGCAAUUAGGUAACAAAAAUGUAACGCCAAACCGAUAUGUACAUAAUAUUAGUAAUACUUGUGAGGAAUCAUUAUUAUCAGCCUCUCAAACUAAAUGUUGUACUGCUGCUAACUAAUUAUAGCAAAGGAAUACUUUUCCGUUACCCAGAUAUGUAUAGUACAUAGUUAAUUGUUGUUGUUGUACAUUUAAUAAUACGCAGCUUUGAUUUUACAAACCUACUUCAAGGACCAAAUCAGAAAAGUUGUGAAUGUUUCACUAUAGUCAAAGUCAAUCUUAUAAUUUUAAAAUAAAUACGCAAGUUUAUUAUACUCUGAACAUUACAACGGACAAGUAAACAAAUAAGAACUUAAAAGUCAAAACCUAGUCGGCAUAUUUCCCAAAUUCAUGUAUGUAUCAUACAUGAAUGUAUCCCAAAGAUUUGCAAGUUGCGUCACUAUGAACGAUUCCUUGUAGUAAUUCCAAUCUCGAGUACAUAUUUCACUGCAACUCAGCAGCACAAUCUUUGUCAAGUCGAGUUUUCAUGUAUGAAGCGGGUUUUACCAUAAAAUUAGUUAAUUUGGUGUAUUUUUUCACUUGUCGCAUGAACAUGGCCAAACUAAUUAUGAUCAUAAAUGUGGAAUAUGUCACAGUGCGGUUCUAAAAUACAAUCAUGUAACGAGCAUAUAAUGAUGAUGUUAUAUAUUAUUAUAUUGUACGUUUUAAUUGUAUUUAUGUAGCAUAGUAAAUAGUUACAUACACUACAUAACCAUUUGUAAAUGUUAGACAUACAUAAUACCAACGGUUAUUUAUGAUAGCCUAUUGUUGCUGUUGUAACCCUUAUAAAUGUUUAAUUUUGUGAAAAUGUAUUGUCUCCACAUUACAAGAAACGUUGCCAUAUACAUAAAAAAUACAUAUUAUGCUAGUGGUAAUAUUGAAAAAAUCCUCUUUAUUAGAAUCAAUUAGUACUCUUUAAAUGUCGUUUCUUAUUGUUGAACGCCCAUUAUUCAAUACUUGCUGAUGUACUUUUAUACUGUAAAUUGUUGCAGAUGUAAACUAGAUAAAUGUUGAUACGGUAUUGCAAUCAGAUUGUAUUGUUGUUGUGGAAUGAAUUGACAUUGCAAAUUAAGAUAACAGAUAGAACUACUACUCUUUUUAUUCGGUGAUAAUAACCACGAUGGUAUUUAUGAAGCUUAAUGAUAUUGGACUCGCUGAGAUUAAAUUGAUGCGUAGGAUACGUAUUUAAAAGAGUCUGUUCUGUGAAGAGUGAAGAAACCUUUCUAUCUGUCUGAGAAAUGUCAACUUUCUAGCCAAAUUAAUAAAAUAUUAGUUAGGAUACAAAAUUAGAAAUACAUAAAUAGAUACACUAAUUGCUUUGGUUUGGUAAUUUGAGAACCUACUGUACAUAAGUUAACAAGUAAAAAUUACGAAACUUAAGCGCGCAUAACUGUUAAGUUAUUAUAUUUAAUAGCCGGAUUUAUAAAAGUGCUGUUGUGAAUCUUAAUUUGUAUUAUCCGUGGGAAAUUGUGCGUGUGUAAAUCUUUCCGUAAUUUUUGAUGAACUAUAUAUGUAAAUGUCAAUUUGAAUGAAAACUUGCCCAUCAUAAGUGCUGAAUCGUUAUCAAGAUACAUAAAACUAUUAUUCUAACUCUAACUGUUUAUGCCUAUAUGUGAAAAAGAAGAUGAAUGAAUGGACAUUUUGUAUUUUCAAACUGAAUAGCAGAUAUGAUGAUGACGCGUGUUUAAUGUUACACAACAAACAGUUAUUCUGAAUGCAAAUCUAAAUAUAUGUAAAAGUCAUUAGCACACACACACAUAUAUAUACAAUAACUCUUUACUUGUUUUAUAUAAAAACUGGUCUAUGCUAUUUAAUUACCAAUGUAUUUAAGUGGUUGAUAACGUUGAUGAUGGGCAAGCGCCACACAAAACAAAGAUUUUCGACUUGGAAGAAAGAAAGAAAAGAUAUGACAAUUGCCUUUGUUUAGUGAAUAAUUGUCCAGAAUGAAGGAAUUGUUUCAUCAUUAUCAUGAGUUUUUUGUUCAUGCUAGUUAGAUUGAAAUGUACUACUACUGCCGUAUUAACGAGAAAUAUAUGGUAUCUAUUAAAAAUUUA
Molecule: messenger RNA, 12540 nt
Organism: Folsomia candida
Lineage: Eukaryota; Metazoa; Arthropoda; Collembola; Entomobryomorpha; Isotomidae
Product: teneurin-a
Exons: 34
Coding region: 1909-10227 (2772 amino acids)
Biological process (GO): motor neuron axon guidance
Source: RefSeq, a predicted model, not a curated record